AUGGAGCAGGCAACGGUACACGAGUUUGAUCCUUACUCAUACACGAGCGGUCGGUGGCUUCGGAACGACAAACGUGAACGCCAAAGACGCCGGAUUGACUUUCACUUUGACGAACUCUGCCGAAAGAUAGUGGGCUUAUCUGACGGCAAAAGAUCCAUCAAAAAUUGCGAGAAAAAGGAAGGUGGCUUCAACAGGGUGUUCAUUUUCACCAUGGACGAUGGCUCACGUGUCGUGGCGCGACUGCCCUUCACAUUAGCUGGCCCUGCGAGAUUAGCCACGGCUUCUGAAGUCGCGACAAUCCAAUAUUUGCAAAGAAAAACCAGCGUUCCGAUCCCAAAAAUUCUUGCCUGGAGCGACGAUGCAGCGAAUAGCGUUGGAAGUGAAUAUAUCAUCAUGGAACAUGCGGCUGGUAUACAGCUACAGCAGAAAUGGCCCAACAUGUCGGGGGAUCAGAAAGUUCAAUGCAUAGAUGCCAUCUACAGAAAGCUAAGAGAGGUGGUCGACAUCGAAUUUCCCGCCUAUGGAAGCUUAUAUCUCUCUACCUCGUUAUUGGGCUCUUCCUCUAGGCUACCGCUAGAGGGCGGCUUUUGCAUCGGGCCCCACUGUGGAAAAAGAUACUGGGACUGUGGAGAUGGCAGGUAUUACCAGUGUACCAUUCCCAAUCAAGGCCCUUGGUUGACGCUAAGUACGUUUUCUGAUGGCCUUAUUGAUGCCGGUCUUUCAAGGAUUCCACCGAGAGACUCUCUGUGUUCAGACCAGCCACCCUAUCAGGGCUCGAUUGAAACACAUUUAGACCUUCUCGAACGUGGACGCACGGUGCUAGAUGCAAUGUCUGCAGAUGGCCAAGUGCAAGAUGCAGCUGUGCCAACAUUGUUUCAUCCGGACCUACAUAAAAGAAACAUAUUUGUUUCAGAUAAUGAUCCUUCGAUAAUAACUGGUAUUAUUGAUUGGCAGUCUUCCAGCAUAGAGCCAGCUUUCUGGUAUUCAGAUGAGGUUCCAGACUUCGCGACUUAUUCACCCCCUGCUCAAGGGGUAGAUGAUAGCGAGUUAUGCACAAAGGCGUACGAGGUCUGUACUCAAUUCCUCACUCCGAAGCUCGCUCGCCCUAGAUUGAUGGAUGAAGGCAUGUUUCGACCUUUUCGGUACUGCUACAGAACAUGGAAAGACGGCGCAGUUGCUUUUCGACAUGAGCUUAUUGAGACGUGUAAAGACUGGGAGGCACUUGGAUUUGCCAACUCGUGUCCAUUUUCCUUACCGACGCCAGAAGACAUGGCUCUGCAUCGGAAGGAAUAUAGAUGCUUUGAAGCGGCCCAGAAUCUGAAGCGUGAUUUGUCCAGCUUGCUUGACAGUGCAUCUGAUGGAUGGGUUCCUCCAGAGAACUGGGAGGUGGCAAAAACAGAAAACAAGGCUAUGUUCAAGGGGAUGUUGCAAGCAGUACUGACAAAUAAAGAUCCGGACGACGGUGAACCAAUUAGGGAUGAAAGAGACCUGCGAGCUAUCUGGCCUUUUGAUUUGCCGAAGGUGUAA
This is a messenger RNA of Penicillium chermesinum, 1527 nucleotides long. RefSeq lists its product as uncharacterized. The transcript is spliced from 4 exons. Bases 1 to 1527 code for a protein of 508 amino acids. Gene Ontology annotation, cellular component: mitochondrion. The record is from RefSeq and is a predicted model, not a curated record. NCBI's taxonomy places the organism in Eukaryota, Fungi, Ascomycota, Eurotiomycetes, Eurotiales, Aspergillaceae.